Molecule: messenger RNA, 2450 nt
Organism: Nelumbo nucifera (sacred lotus)
Lineage: Eukaryota; Viridiplantae; Streptophyta; Magnoliopsida; Proteales; Nelumbonaceae
Product: putative protein phosphatase 2C 5
Biological process (GO): protein dephosphorylation
Molecular function (GO): protein serine/threonine phosphatase activity
Source: RefSeq, a predicted model, not a curated record
UACCAAAUCAAAUUGAAAAAGAGUUCUCUCUCUUCUUGGCUUCUUGCUACAGCUGUGAAGCUUAUAGAUAGUUAAGCUCUUCCUUAGGGUUUUCUACUCUGAUAAAUUUUCUUUUAUCUGGUUGUUGAAGACUUACUUGUCCAUUCAGCAGAAGAGCAUUUGCUCGAAGACUCGGGGGAGUUUUGAUUUGUGUUCUGAUUCCGAAAUUCGUCUUCUAUGCAAAUGAUUUCAGAGGCGAAACCAUCUUUUCUUUCCAGCUUCGAUUCAUAGGUCGCGUAGGAGAGAAAUGCCAUGCUGAAAGUGGAAUGUAGAUUAUGGGUAGAGACAUUUCGACUGUAUAGUUUUAUUGGGAGUAUAAUGGCGAAAUCGUGUGAAAGGCCUUAUCGGAUCGGUGCAUUUGGAUUGAAUAGGGGUUCGAUACGGACGGUGCAUUUUGGAUGCACUAGGGCUUUGAUACGAAGUUCUUAGGAAUGUCGAGACGUAGAUAAACAUGAGCCGGACGGAAAUUUCGAGAAUGAGGCCUCCCCUGGUUCCUCUUGCAACUCUUAUCGGUCGCGAGCUCAGGAACAGUGACAAGACUGAGAAACCUAGUAUUAGAUAUGGGCAGGCUGCUUUGGCGAAGAAAGGGGAGGACUAUUUUCUAAUAAAGCCCGAUUGCCAGAGGAUUCCGGGAAAUCCGGCGUCGUCCUUUUCUGUCUUUGCGAUUUUUGAUGGGCACAACGGCAUAUCGGCAGCUAUAUUUGCUAAGGAGAAUCUAUUGAAUCAUGUCAUGAGUGCGAUUCCUCAGGGCAUUUCUAGGGAAGAGUGGCUUCAAGCUCUCCCACGGGCAUUGGUUGCAGGUUUCGUCAAGACUGACAUAGAAUUUCAGCGGAAAGGAGAAACAUCAGGGACAACAGUCACCUUUGUUGUAAUUGAUGGGUGGACUGUGACAGUUGCUUCUGUCGGAGAUUCUCGAUGCAUAUUGGAUACGCAGGGAGGUGUAGUUUCUCUUUUGACAGUUGAUCACAGGCUAGAAGAGAACGCAGAAGAGAGGGAACGUGUCACCAAAAGUGGGGGUGAGGUGGGAAGGCUUAAUGUUUAUGGCGGAACUGAGGUGGGCCCUCUCCGGUGCUGGCCUGGUGGUUUAUGCCUUUCAAGAUCCAUUGGUGACACGGAUGUUGGAGAGUUCAUCGUCCCUAUACCGCAUGUUAAGCAAGUGAAGCUUUCAAAUGCUGGGGGAAGAUUAAUAAUUGCUUCUGAUGGAAUCUGGGAUGCCUUGUCAUCUGAAAUGGCUGCUAAAUCUUGCCGGGGAUUACCUGCAGAGCUUGCUGCAAAGCUGGUUGUAAAGGAAGCCCUGAGGUCAAGGGGUCUGAAAGAUGAUACAACCUGCCUUGUGGUCGACAUCAUUCCACCUGAACAUUCUGUGUUGCCAUCAACCCCAAGGAAGAAACAAAAUGUGAUCAGUUCAUUUAUUUUUGGAAAGAGAUCUCAGAACUCGAUCAAUAAAUUGACAAACAAGCUUUCCUCGGUUGGAGUUGUUGAGGAGCUGUUUGAAGAAGGUUCUGCAAUGCUUUCUGAAAGGUUGGGUAAGGAUUUCCCCCAGAAGACCAACUCUGGACAAUUCAGAUGUGCAAUCUGCCAAGUUGAUGAACCACCAACCGAUGGUUCAGAAGUGCAAUCUGCCAAAUGUGCAAACUCGGGGUCUUUCUACUCACCCACAUCAAAACCAUGGGAAGGUCCCUUCCUUUGCACGAGUUGUAGGACUAAGAUGGAUGCCAUGGAAGGAAAACGGCCGAGCCAACCAAAGUGACAACAUAGCAAUAUUCCCACUAAUCAUUAUACCAUUACUUACAUAUGCACUUGCUAUCUGGCAGUCUGGUCGUGUUUCUGAGAAAAGUAUAGGAAUUGUUCACUAUAGAGCUGAUCACUCAAGAGUCAAGAAUGGAGGGUCGGUCGGGGUGUCAUUCCUGGUGAAGAUUUACGUGUAAGAAGGAAAGAUAGAAAGAUUGAAUGGGUCCUAUAGAAGUGAAUUGUUGAUUUGGGUUUAUGAUGGGAGGACUAACCAGUAACCACGGAAACAGCCAUGCUUAUCUCAUAAAUACAUAUUGGUGAUUGUUUGGUUUCUAACAUCUUGAAUUUGUAAGUAACAUUUGUGAUGACAAUUAUCAUUUUCUUAGUACAGGUGUUGUUAUGUCAGUUUGUCUUUUUCUCAACUGGAGGGUUCGCUUGCCAGAUUUGAUGGUUGAAAUUACUCGUCCUUAGCCUUCUACAGUGCGAUUCUCAUCAUUCACCAUGUGAGUACCAGAGGGAAAGGUUGCUUUUCUUGGCGAUGCCACUUUAUUUCUCUUUUUUAUUAUCCCCAUGCACUGCUAGUCUGCUAGUGCCAUAUUAUGUGUCUUUUGAAAAACGAAAGUUAAAGAAAAAUAUGAAUUUGUUACUGUGGAAAUGAUGGAUGAAAUAUUUGUUAUGGA